Aspergillus viridinutans is the source of this 396-nucleotide messenger RNA. RefSeq lists its product as uncharacterized. The record is from RefSeq and is a predicted model, not a curated record. Bases 1 to 396 code for a protein of 131 amino acids. The transcript is spliced from 2 exons. NCBI's taxonomy places the organism in Eukaryota, Fungi, Ascomycota, Eurotiomycetes, Eurotiales, Aspergillaceae.
AUGCCCAGAAUUGUUGUUGAGAGCGGGUGGAGUGAAUCUCUCUACGAACUUCGGGAAAACGCAAGACAAUGGCUCGUGGGAGGAAAUGGCGCAGUCAAAGCUGCCAUCAUCAUAAAAUGGACACCGAACCGGGCAACCCGCCAGGUCCGCGGUCUCGUGGAGCUUUACACCCUGGACAGAAGUGGCAUGCCUCGGCUCCUGCAAAGAGAAGAAAUCUUCCCGGUCCCACCGGGCAUCCAGCCAGGUAGUCAGGCGAUAACCGUAACGCGGCGGAUGCUUUUUGGCCAGGUGACCAGACCUGGCACUAGUCCAGGAGAUCUUCUUCCUCUGGACAUUGAUAUGCUGCGCCAAGAAGCACAGAUUGAAAUGGCAAAGAUGGGGUAUAUCCCUGCAUGA